This is a messenger RNA of Ceratotherium simum simum (southern white rhinoceros), 4284 nucleotides long. RefSeq names its product estrogen-induced osteoclastogenesis regulator 1 (gene EEIG1). The record is from RefSeq and is a predicted model, not a curated record. NCBI's taxonomy places the organism in Eukaryota, Metazoa, Chordata, Mammalia, Perissodactyla, Rhinocerotidae.
CCGCCGAGCCCGGUCGCGCGGCGAGCUCCCGGGUACCGCGGCCCGGGAUGCUGCUCGCCAGCGCUGCCGCUCGCGCGCCGCCCGCUGCCCCUGCGCUUGCCUCCUGGGCCAUGCUCCACUGUUUACAUGCCGGUGAAGCCCCCGGCCACUCCGAGCCCCUCCGAGCCCCGGCUCCCCGAGGGUGAAGCCAACCGGCCCGAGAACUGGACUGGUCGCUCAGACCCGGGCCCUCCGGACUCAGAUCCCCGCCCUCUCUGCCGCCUCCGCCACCAUCUGGGCGGGGUCCGGCUCUGGUGUUUUGAGGAGGGGGUGUGGUGUAGGGAAAGGAAUCCUGGGGAUUUCUGGCUCCCCCCUUUUUUUUGGCCUUCGGGGCUUCAGACUCAGGGAACUCGCUCAUGGCUUUCUUGAUGAAAAAGAAGAAAUUCAAAUUCCAAACCACUUUCACCUUGGAGGAGCUGACUGCGGUCCCCUUUGUGAACGGGGUCCUCUUCUGCAAGGUCCGGCUGCUGGAUGGCGGGGAUUUUGUCAGCUUGUCGUCAAGGGAGGAGGUACAGGAGAACCGCGUGCGGUGGCGGAAGAGGUUCACCUUCGUGUGUAAGAUGAGCGCCAACCCAGCCACCGGCCUGCUGGAUCCCUGCAUCUUCCGUGUGUCGGUGCGCAAGGAGCUGAAAGGCGGGAAGGCUUAUUCCAAGCUGGGCUUCGCCGACUUGAACCUGGCCGAGUUUGCAGGCUCGGGCUCCACAGUGCGCUGCUGCCUGCUGGAGGGAUAUGACACGAAGAACACCCGCCAGGACAACUCCAUCCUCAAGGUCACCAUUGGAAUGUUCCUGCUCUCUGGAGACCCCUGCUUCAAGACGCCACCGUCCACUGCCAAGUCCAUCUCCAUCCCAGGCCAGGAUUCCUCCCUGCAGCUGACCUGUAAGGGUGGCGGGACCAGCAGCAGUGGCAGCAGCAGCACCAACUCCCUGACGGGGUCCCGGCCCCCCAAGGCCCGGCCCACCAUCCUCAGCUCAGGGCUGCCGGAGGAGCCGGACCAGAACCUGUCCAGCCCUGAGGAGGUGUUCCACUCCGGCCACUCCCGCAACUCCAGCUAUGCCAGCCAGCAGUCCAAGAUCUCCGGCUACAGCACGGAGCACUCGCGCUCCUCCAGCCUCUCGGACCUGACACACCGCCGCAACACGUCCACCAGCAGCAGCGCCUCCGGCGGCCUCAGCAUGACCGUGGAGGGCCCCGAGGGCUGCGAGCGUGAGCACCGGCCCCCCGAGAAGCCACCGAGGCCACCCCGGCCACCACAUCUGUCCGACCGCUCGUUUCGGCGGAAGAAGGACUCCAUGGAGAGCCACCCGACCUGGGUGGAUGACACGCGGAUCGAUGCGGAUGACAUCGUGGAGAAGAUCAUGCAGAGCCAGGACUUCACGGACGGCAGCAACACGGAGGACAGCAACCUCCGGCUGUUCGUGAGCCGUGACGGCUCCACCACGUUGAGUGGCAUCCAGCUGGCCAACAGGGUCUCCUCUGGGGUCUACGAGCCAGUCGUGAUUGAAAGCCAUUGAGGAGCGGGUGUUCAGCCUGGAGAAGGGCCCUGCCUUCGCGGGCAUCCAGACCCGUGUCAUUCCACGAGGGACCUUCCCCUUUGGAUCACCGUCUGCGCCGCAUCUCAUCUGUGCCUCCUCCAUGCACUCCAGCCCCUGCCCCUGCCUCAAAGCAUCAUUCCAUUGUCCUCCCAUCCAUGCCGGGACCCUCCUGGCCUGCCAGGGCCCGGGCACCACUGUGAAUAUUCUCUUCCGAACCACUAGAGGGCAGGACACGCGGGCCCAUGAGGCAGGUGGGCAAGACAGAUGGCCAGGACUGGCCCGCGGGAGACUGACCUGGCCCCUCAGCAAGGACCUGCAGCAGCUCCUACACACAGAGGAUGCUUGUGGCUGAGGGGCCUCUUGCCCGGUGUCCCCGCUCACUCCAGGAGCGCCGGCUCAACCAUGCCCUGGCAGGGCCUUGCUCCACUGCCCCCUUGUCCUUGGGGGGCCAGUUCACCUCCAGAAUCCUGCCACCGUGGCCCUCUGACUGCUUAGUGUUUCAGCUGUCCCUUCCCUGUGUCCUGGGGGACCCGCUGGCGGCCUUCUCCUGGGAGUCAAGACCUCAGACCCCACCCACACUCCAGACUGAGACCCUCUCCCCCAACGAAUGUUCUCCUGCUGCCCUGGCAGCCUGCACUUUGCACAUGCUUGUCUCCAGCACAGCCCCACAGGCCCUGCCUGCCCUUCCUCUGAGCCCUUCCCAAGAAUUCCUGGGCGCUGCCUGCUGUGCAGCCAGCAGCCCAGCUGGAGCCGUCCGGCUGGACCGGGGCACUGCCUCUCCUCCCUCCAGUUAGCUUCAGCUCCAGCCUGAGACCCAUGCUGAGAAACGGGGUUCCCUCUGUCCAGGGCUGGGUCCUGGGCAGCUGGUUUCCUACAGGAAGCCAAGGAAGGUGCCUCCCACGCCCUUGGAGGUCCAGGGCCUGGCUGGGCCAGGCUUGGCAAGCAAAGCCCCCUUUUCCCCGUCAGGGUCAGCUGGCCCAGGCUGGGGCUGAUGCUGAAGAGGCAGGUGGGCUGUGACUGGACUGGCCCGGAGCUGGCUUCCUGGCCAGAAAAUCCUCAGCCCUCCUCUGAAAGCAUCCCUUUCUCUGGGAGGGGAGAGGCGGGUCCCUUGCGAGGCGCAGUCUGGCCCUGCCUCCCGCCCCGCCCUCGCUGAAGCCUCUGCUCUCAGCACUUUUCCCCCUGGUCCUCAUUACUUGCUUGCAGGUGGGUUUGGCUGCCAGCCAGUCCCUGGACAGACUCCCCUGCCGCUCUGAAAUUUCAUUCAUUUUGUAUAAACCCAGCAGGCUGGUGUUUACUUAGCCCUAUAUUUUGUUUUCUUUCCUCUUUUUUUCUCUUCUUUCUUUCCCUCCUUUCUUUUUCUUUCUUUUCUUUUUUUUUUUUAGCAUUCCCAGUUUGGUAUUUUCUCCUCCCCCAGGUGAGGGGAGGUGGUUCUCUUCUCUGCCCUACCUGCUGGCUGGAUCCCAGCAGGGCUGGGGGUCUGGACGGGGGGCCAGCAUCCUGGUCUCUCUCUGGUAGGGGUACAGGUGGGGUGGGGGUGUCCUCCCCAGGCUGGGAGGGGUCCUUGCCCUUCUGCCCCAGCUUGGAGUUGGAGUCUUGGUCUUGGAACCUCCUGGCGUUGGGACCAGAGCAUUUGUAGGAUUUUUGUUGUUGUUUUUAAUCAUCCAGCUGUUUUAGAAAAUGAAUGUUAGAAGGUGCCUGCUGAGGCAGGACAGAGCACUCGCUCUGGCUGGAGAAGGCUCUGCUCAGCUCUUCAGGUCCCUUCCUGCCCCAUAGACACCUGGCACUUUAAAAGGGAUCCGGCCGCACUGUCUCCAGGUGAAGCGACCCCCAGAAGAUGGGAGGGUGCUGCCCUUCCCUUCUGUGUCUGGAUGACCUCAGCCCAGUGGGCAGGUGCAUUCAGGGUGUAUUUGGGGUCUGAUUCAAAGUUCUGGGGCAUUAGGCAUAAAACAGCUGGCUUUGGUGCUGUGGGGAGACUCCCCAAAACCAGGAACCCCAGCCCCACCCUAGGCAAGGUCUUAACUUGACAGUCACCCCAGAAGGAGACAGAGCCGGCCACAUUCUCCCAUGCCAGGCCCUGGGCCAGGGUAAUUGGACUGAGAAUUCGGCCACAACCAAAUUACUGCUGGCUGGAGCCGGAGGCCUGGAGACCUGGCCUCAUCCCCACGUAGGAGCCCUUUAUUCGGCCCUCUGGUUCCCUCAAGCUCAGUGAAUUCCCACUAGGCGCCCACAGCUCCUGGACUUAAAAUUCUAUAUAUAUAGAGAGAAGAUAUAUUAGAGAUAUUUUUGGAAAGGAAUUGGUCUAUGCAAUGCCAGUUUGGAAUCUUCUUGAAAGACAGUUUAACGUUUUUAUUAGGAGAUUUAAAGAAAAUAAAUAAAGGUCUACAAUAUUUUUAGGUAAUUUUUUUUCUGGUCACCCCACAAACUGACCACAUGGCAUGAUCUGCCAGGAUGGAGAAUGUCCAUGUUUUCCUCUCUUUAGAGAGGUGAGCAGGGACAUGGGGGAGAGGGGAGGUCUUUUUUUUUUUUAAUUCCCCUCUUUUCUAACAGAAUGUUGCCACCACCAACCCCCAACCCGCGAUGAUUCAGUGGACUGUGUUUGUGUCUCUGUCCCAGCUUCUAUUGUAGAAAAUAACAUUGUAAGGGGAAAUCAGCCUAGUGUCAGUGUCUUGGUUUGGGGGAAAAAAUUAAAUGUUGCAGUUUUUGUUUAUUA